Messenger RNA from Alternaria rosae, 945 nucleotides. RefSeq lists its product as uncharacterized. Lineage: Eukaryota; Fungi; Ascomycota; Dothideomycetes; Pleosporales; Pleosporaceae. The transcript has 4 exons. Bases 1 to 945 code for a protein of 314 amino acids. The record is from RefSeq and is a predicted model, not a curated record.
AUGGUACAAUUGACCUCACGAGCUUUGCACUAUAUCAUGACCGAGAACGAGGCUCCGCAAAACGUCACUAUCCCAACCCAGCUCAGUGCACAGAACCUAAUUCAGUAUUUUCUCGACUAUGGUGGCUCUCAAGACACACCAGUCAACGUCAUACCACCCGUCUGGGUUGCUUCGCCUGAACCUGGUUCUUCUUCAGUUGUUGGCACCUUCAUUCAGAGCAAUUGCGCUGGCCUGGAGCAAUACAUGAUUUCGGAUUUACUGCUCAACAAAUUCAAUCAAUCUGUGCUGUUGUCCAGUUCUUGUUUAUCUACAAAGACUUGUACAGUAGCCGCUUUCUGGGAGCCGUCUCAACACGAACUGGCAGCAGACAGUGGUUCUUGGGUGGUCCGCACAGGCUCGCUCUCGAACUCCGGGCAUGGCUUACCCAAAACUACGCGGCCGAUUUCCGCUGAUUUCGGCAGCAUCACUGGCUUGAGCAACCCGUCAUUUGGCGCCAUGUUAUCCAAAGGUUCACAAAGUGACAGCACCAGACUAGCCGCCGCGUUAGCUACCGUCUUUUCCGAGAUUCCUUGGAAAGAGCAAAUACAAAGCGCAUCUGGGCAUGAGCCGUAUACGGUAUUCGAAAUCGUCUUAACGCGUCUUGGCUACGGAUACGAGAUGUCGUCUACACCUACACGCUUAUCGCUAGCCGUUGUCAUGGCAUACUGCAUGUUCGCUGUCGGAUACAUAACAUACAUGCUCAGUAGCGGCCACACAUCCACGGCAUGGAGUUCGGCAACUGAGAUCAUUGUUCUUGCGAUGCAGUCAAAGCGCAGCGAGCAUUUGCGCCAUGAGCCUGUUGGGAUACGAGUCAAUGAUCACAAUCACUUAGAAUUGGUAUUCAAGCAUGAUGAAAGUAAUCGGUUGCGGGAACUAAGAAGGGUCAGGUUGAACAAGGCAUAUUAA